Messenger RNA from Dictyostelium purpureum, 2511 nucleotides. RefSeq lists its product as uncharacterized. The coding region runs from base 1 to 2511 and encodes 836 amino acids. The record is from RefSeq and is a predicted model, not a curated record. The transcript is spliced from 3 exons. Gene Ontology annotation, biological process: glycerophospholipid catabolic process. Gene Ontology annotation, molecular function: starch binding; phosphoric diester hydrolase activity. Lineage: Eukaryota; Evosea; Eumycetozoa; Dictyosteliales; Dictyosteliaceae.
AUGGUAUUUUCACCGAUAACUAAAUCAAAUAAUACCAAUAUAAAUAAUAAUAAUAAUAAUAAUAAUUUAACAAAUAAUAUAAAUAUAAAUAAUAAUAACAACGCCAAUAAUAAUAAUUUAACUAAUAAUUUUCAAAAUGAUACCGUCAAUAAUAAUAAUAAUAAUAACAAUAAUAAAAUAAAUAUUAAUAAAAAAGAUAAUAAUAAUAUAGAUGAAGAUAGUUUUAUAAAUAGGGUUAUUCCAAGAAGUAAUAGUAUUAGUAAUGGCGAAAUUGGUGGCAGUUGUGUAAAUAAUAUAAAUAGAAAUGGUGAUAAUAAUAAUAGUAGUAAUAAUAAUAAUGGUAAAAUAAUUUUUAAUACAUUUCAUAAUGAUAUAAUAACAAAUGAUCAACAAAACAGUAAUAGUAGUAAUAAUCAUAUAACAACAACAUCAUCAACAACAACAUCAACAAAUGGAACAUAUAAGGUAGAGGUAAAUAAUGAUUGUAAUGGAGGCGGAGAUGGUACAGAGAUAAAAAAGAAUAGAAACAUGUUACCACACGAAAUUUUAAUGACUAGAGUAACAUUCAAAAUUGAAACACCAAUUAAUUAUGUUAAAGAUAAUGAAAGUGUUGCGGUUAUUGGUGAAGGUCAAGAGAUUGGUAAUUGGAAAGUUAAAGAUGCACCACAGCUAACAAAUACAGAAAAAACUGAUUCUCAUUUAAUUUGGACCACAACUUUAUUAUUCCCAAAGGCAACUAGAAUAUCUUAUAAAUAUUUAAUUUUAAAUAAUGGACUUUAUAAUCGUACUACUGCAGAAAGUACAAUCGAAAAUAAUAGCAUCACUACAAAAACGGUCAAUGGUUAUUUAGAUGUAAAUAAAAAGAAAAAGUGCCUUGUUGAAUGGGAGGCAUCUAGAGGUCAAAGCAGAACAUUAGUUGUCGAGGGUAUAGAUAUGUUUGUUAAUGAUGGUCUUUUCGGUGUCUUGGAAAGUGGCAGUAAACCAUGGAUUGGCAGAGGAUGGCUCCCAGAAGAUGAAUAUCAAUUGCGUGUUCAAUUACAAGUUGAUGAAUCUCCAGUGCAGCUAUACGAUAAUUUCAUAGAUCCAACUCAAUUGGUGCUAAGAUUACAUGAUCCCUUUGGUUUAAGUCAAGAGUUCCCAUUACCUUUACAUGGUUUCACAGAGCUAGUUCUCCAUACACAUUCCCCAUCAGUAUUUGGUUUUUCAAUUAGUUUAUUACUCCGUGAGAAUCAAACCAACGGUGCAAGUACCCCAUCAUUCGAUUGGAGGGUAUUGGGUAGAGCCUAUAUAGGGUCAAAACAAUGUAAUGACCUCUGGGGCAAAAUCUAUACACCAAUCAUUGGGGAAAAACUUUUACCAAUUGGGGAAUUCCGUUGCAAUUAUUUAGUCGUCUCACCAUUCAAUCAUCCACAAAAUUCUCUAUCAAAUUUAUGGCACUCUUUUGUUGAGCAACCCCAAACACUUAUUGGUCAUCGUGGUAAUGGUAAAAACAAUUUUGGUAUCAAUGCAAAUGCUGUAACUGAAAAUACAAUUCUCUCUUUCUUAACUGCCGCUCAGUUUGGUGCUAAAAUGGUAGAGUUUGAUUUGCAAUUAACCUAUGAUAGUGUUCCAGUUAUAUUUCACGAUUACGAGAUUGAAAUCCAAACCACAGAGGGUUUUACAAUGAAAGAGGCUAUUAAUCGUUUAACUUUGGAGCAGUUUUUAAAAGUUAAACCAACUUCAAAUAAACGUGACCUUAUCUCACAUACCUUAAAGCGUAUGAAGUCUUUACGUAUCUCUAAAAGCACAAGCGACCUUUUAUCCCUUGCUCCAACUUUUGACGCAUCGCAACACCUUUCAUCUUUAUUGGACCUAAGCCAAGGUGGUAUCGAGCUCUCAGUAAAGCCUGAUUCAGUUAGACCAUCAUCCAUUAUUCAUGACAGAUUCUCAACUCUUCAAGAUGCUUUUCACUUAGUACCACAAGAAAUUGGUUUCAUGAUUGAAAUUAAAUAUCCAAAUUUAGCAAUGCAAAAUUUAAGAAAAUUCAAAGCACCAGAAAGAAAUGAGUUUGUUGAUAUAAUUUUAAAUAUUGUUUUUAAUGAAGUUAAAGAUAGAAGAAUCGCCUUUCUUACUUUUGACCCAGAUAUUGCAAUUUUGUUAAGAACUAAGCAAUUUAGAUACCCAGUUUUGUUUUUAAUAUGUUGCGAUACACCAACUUUUUUCGAUACCUUUGAUCCAGAUGUAAAUGUUAAUGAUACAAGAUGUAAUUCAAUUUUAAAUGCUGUCACAUUCGUUAAAACAGUAAAUUUAGAUGGUAUAGUUUGUGAUAGUGAAACCAUAUUAAAUAACCACUCCUAUGUUAAUUUAGUUCAUAACGAUAAUCUAUUGUUAUUUACAUAUGGUAGUAAAAAUGUUGAUCCAGUCAAUGUUAAAAUUCAAAAAGAACUAGGUGUAGAUGGUAUUAUUGCAGAUAACAUAACAAAAUUAAAUAAGACUGUUCAUACAAAUACAACCUCCGCUGCUGCUCAAUAA